Messenger RNA from Punica granatum (pomegranate), 946 nucleotides. The record is from RefSeq and is a predicted model, not a curated record. NCBI's taxonomy places the organism in Eukaryota, Viridiplantae, Streptophyta, Magnoliopsida, Myrtales, Lythraceae.
GAACAAAACAUAGCAUACCGAGAGGAAACCGGAAGGGAGAAUUUUCCUCACGCUUCGUGCGGUUCCAAACCAUCUCCUGAAGAAAACAUCAAUCUUUUGUCCUGUAACUGUUGAUCGAGCACGGUUCGGAGAAACUCAUGGCGGAUUCGUUCGACGAAGAGUGCGACUACCUGUUCAAGGCAGUUCUGAUAGGGGACUCAGCGGUAGGGAAAUCGAACCUGCUAUCGAGGUUCGCGAGGGACGAGUUCCACCUCGACUCGAAGCCGACCAUCGGGGUCGAGUUCGCGUACAGGAACGUUAAGGUCGGGGACAAGCUCAUCAAGGCUCAGAUAUGGGACACCGCGGGACAAGAAAGAUUCAGAGCCAUUACUAGUUCGUACUACAGAGGUGCGCUUGGGGCUUUACUGGUCUAUGACAUAACCCGCAGGGUGACAUUCGAGAAUGUGAGAAAAUGGCUCAGGGAGCUGAGAGAUUUCGGGAAUCCUGACAUGGUGGUGGUCCUCGUAGGGAAUAAAUCGGACCUGAGCCACUCGAGGGAGGUCAAACAGGACGAGGGUAAGGAUCUCGCUGAGGCCGAGAACUUAUGCUUCAUGGAGACUUCUGCGCUCGAGAAUGUGAACGUUGAAGAAGCAUUCCUAGAGAUGAUCAAUCGGAUCCAUAAGAUCACAAGCCAGAAAAUCUUGGAAACUAAGAGCAAUGAAACUGUUAGCAAUGGCCUUCAGCCGGGAAAAGAAAUUGUUCAGAUUGACGAAGUGACUGCAACUAAGCAGUCUAGUUGCUGCUCCCGGUGAAAUUGGUCGGUGGCAAUUCAUUCGGUCAGGGACCGCCUUGUACAAGAGUUUUCCGGGUUCGAUUGUUUUUAUUUCCUUCAGCUUCUUCUCUGUGCAAUUUUUAGCCAAUUCCAGAUGACGAUGACUUAAAUCUUACCUUUUCCUAAGAUUUCUCA